CGCAAUCGCUGGGGUGGCCCCAAUCGCCAAAUUGCCGUUGAGAAAAGCAGGCGAUCUGUCCUCGUCGCCAAACGACCCCUAAAAUCCAAACCUGUAAGAAGAGAAGAAGAAGAAGAAGAAGAAGCAGAAGGAGUAGGAGGAAGAGAAAGUUCGAGAAUUUGGAACAGCGAUGGAUGUGCCGAGCUCAUGGGACGCCCUUCGCAAACAGGCUCGGAAGCUUGAAGCUCAGUUGGAUGAGCAGAUGAAUUCAUAUCGUAAGGUGGUUUCCACAAAGGUCACUACAAAAAAUGAUACUUCAGAGAAUGAUCUUCAAUCUGGGAUAGACCAACUGUUAAAACAGCUCCAGCAAGUAAAUUCGCAGAUGCAAGCUUGGGUAUCAUCGGGGGGAUCAGAAAUGGUUUCUCACACCUUGACUAGGCAUCAGGAGAUCCUUCAAGAUCUCACUCAGGAGUUUUAUCGUCUCCGCUCCAGCCUCAGAGCUAAGCAAGAACAUGCUUCACUCCUCGAGGAUUUUAGAGAGUUUGAUCGAACAAGAUUAGACUUGGAAGAGGGUGUUGGUUCUGAAGAGCAAGCCCUCCUAAAAGAGCAUGCAUCUAUUAGCCGAGCUACAGGACAGAUGGAUACUGUGAUUUCGCAAGCUCAGGCAACACUCGGUGUACUUGGCAUCCAACGUUCUACUUUUGGUGGUAUCAAUUCAAAGCUCAGCAACGUUGGCAGCCGCCUCCCAACGGUUAAUAGUAUUCUCUCAUCAAUAAAGAGAAAAAAGUCUAUGGAUACCGUUAUACUUUCACUAGUUGCAUCCGUGUGCACAUUUCUCAUUUUUAUCUACUGGUUGACCAAAUGAGGCUGUAUAUUAUUUGUGUUUUGACUUUUUGUGGCCCGUGCUUUUGGUGAAAUUGUAUUCUUAUUCUGAAGCUUCUUGUGGGCUAAGGAGGUUGUCUUAUGUUGAUGAGGUGACAUUUUUUGAAGGGUAUAAAGUGCAUUAUUUCUUAUUGGUCUCUGUAACAGAUUGCAAUUCCUAGUGAAAUCCAAACUUUCUAGCUUA
This is a messenger RNA of Alnus glutinosa, 1045 nucleotides long. RefSeq names its product Golgi SNAP receptor complex member 1-1. The transcript has 5 exons. Gene Ontology annotation, cellular component: Golgi medial cisterna; SNARE complex; cis-Golgi network. Bases 170 to 844 code for a protein of 224 amino acids. The record is from RefSeq and is a predicted model, not a curated record. Gene Ontology annotation, biological process: endoplasmic reticulum to Golgi vesicle-mediated transport; vesicle fusion. Lineage: Eukaryota; Viridiplantae; Streptophyta; Magnoliopsida; Fagales; Betulaceae. Gene Ontology annotation, molecular function: SNAP receptor activity.